This is a messenger RNA of Oncorhynchus masou masou (cherry salmon), 897 nucleotides long. RefSeq names its product WD repeat-containing protein 7-like. The transcript is spliced from 6 exons. The record is from RefSeq and is a predicted model, not a curated record. Gene Ontology annotation, cellular component: cytoplasm. The coding region runs from base 1 to 897 and encodes 298 amino acids. Lineage: Eukaryota; Metazoa; Chordata; Actinopteri; Salmoniformes; Salmonidae.
AUGGGCAGGAGGUUGGGAGUAGGAGGAGGUCAGAGUGGGGCAUGCUUGGAUGGGCUGGUCCCACUCCAGGGCUAUCGAGGCCGGUCCCACUCCAGGGGUGCUGUCGAGGGGCUGUCGAGGCCGGUCCCACUCCAGGGGCUGUCGAGGCCCACUCUAGGGCUGGAAGCCCACUCCAGGGGCUGUCGAGGCACUCCAGGGGCAAACGAGCCAACGGGAACCUCCGCUGACCCCGCCGUGCCGUCCCCACCCCUUCCUGAUACCCUUCCCGUGGAAACACAGCUCCCCACUGCCGAAGAGAUGGAAGUCACGGACGAUGACAUCAUAGCAGGCUGUCUGUCCAACCUGCCUCCCAACACCAAGAAGAUCUGCAACUCGUACGAGGAGCGUCGUAAGCAGGCCACCGCCAUCGUCCUGCUGGGGGUCAUCGGGGCGGAGUUCGGGGCGGAGCUGGAACCCCCUAAGCUGCCGUCUCGUGCCAGGACCAGUGGACAGGCUCCAGAAGGUUUUGGACUGACUACUGGAGGAUCCAACUACUCUCUGGCCCGACACACCUGUAAGGCCCUGACGUUCCUCCUCCUGCAACCCCCCAGCCCCAAGAUGCCCCCCCACAGCACCAUCCGCCGUACAGCCAUAGACCUGAUUGGUCGAGGCUUCACCGUGUGGGAGCCUUAUAUGGAUGUGUCCGCUGUUCUCAUGGGACUACUGGAGCUGUGUGCUGACGCAGAGAAACAGCUGGCCAACAUCACAAUGGGCCUGCCCCUUAACCCAGCAGCCGACUCGGCCCGCUCAGCACGCCACGCUCUCUCUCUCAUCGCCACAGCCAGACCACCAGCAUUCAUCACAACCAUCGCCAGAGAGGUUCACAGACACACAGCCAUGGAAAUAAGCAGAAUGUGA